AUGGAUGCCUUAGAGACCCUCGGUGAGAAGGAGAACGCCAAGAAGAAAGCAACCAAGAAAAACAAGAGGAGGCUGGAGAACCUCGAAGACUGCACCAGCUACGAAAAGACGGUCACUGAAGGCUGUGCAGAGCUGAAACAUAGCGCCAAAAGAAGCAAGGGAAGAGAUGAGAACCACACAAACAAAGCUGAUCGUGAGCAAGAGGUUUCGAAACACGAUAAGAAUAAGGUGGAUGGCGUUGAAGGAUUUACGGAACACAAAAAUCAGAAGGACUGCAUUGACAUAAAAGACAAGAAAACGAUGAGCAUGGAGUAUUUUUAUCCGGUUAUGGGUCGUACAAAGAAGAGGGAGAGGCAGGACAAGGACGGCGACGAGAAGCAGGAGAAGAAGAGGAAGAGGCAGGAUAUAGAGGAAACGGGAAACCAGGACAAGAAGAGAAAGAGGGUGGUCAAGGAGGACAACAAGAGACAGGGCAAGAAGAGGAAGAGGCAGAUCAAGGAAGACGACGAGAAACGGGACAUGAAGAAGAAGAGGCAGGACACGGAGGAAACGGAAAACCAGGACAAGAAGAGGAAGAGGCAGGACACGGAGGACGACGAGAAGCAAGACAAGAAGAGGAAGAGGCAGGUCAACGAGAAGCAAGACGAAGAGGAAGAGGCAGAUCAAGGAGGACGACGAGAAGCAGGAGAAGAAGAGGAAGAGGCAGGACGCGGAGCACGACGAGAAGCAGGCAAAGAGUAA
Molecule: messenger RNA, 741 nt
Organism: Scylla paramamosain (green mud crab)
Lineage: Eukaryota; Metazoa; Arthropoda; Malacostraca; Decapoda; Portunidae
Exons: 1
Coding region: 1-741 (246 amino acids)
Source: RefSeq, a predicted model, not a curated record